AUGGAGUGCCUUGCCGAGAUGCCGCAUGCGCCGCUCGACCGCCGCCCGCGCAAGCGGCAGCGCCUUGGCUGGGAUGUCGGCCCCGAGAUCCCUCAGCUAAAAAAACUGUGUGGGGAAGAAGUCGCAAAUGUAAUUAGUGCUAUGACAAUGGGGCUAUCUUCUGGUGGUAUUGUUUCCUCUCAGGAGACCCAAGGGCUUUUUCGUUUUGUGACGCCUCCUCUGAGAGAAGAUGACAAGGAUGGACAUUAUGUUUUUGCUGUUGGAGACAACCUGACAUCACGCUAUAGGAUUAAUGCAAAAAUGGGUGAAGGUACCUUUGGUCAGGUGUUGGAAUGUUGGGACAGGGAACGGAAAGAAAUGGUUGCUAUUAAGAUCAUCAGAGGAAUUAAGAAGUACAGGGAUGCUGCAAUGAUAGAAAUUGGCAUGCUCGAGCAGCUUUGUAAAUAUGAAAAAAGCAGAUCCAGUUGUGUUCAAAUUCGGAACUGGUUUGACUAUCGUAACCAUAUCUGUAUUGUCUGUGAGAAGCUUGGGCCAAGCUUAUAUGAUUUUCUGCGGAAAAACAGUUACCGCUCAUUCCCAGUUGCCAUAGUUCGGGAGGUUGCCAAACAACUGUUGGAAUGUCUAGCAUUUAUGCAUGAUUUGCGCCUCAUUCACACUGAUUUAAAGCCCGAGAACAUUCUUCUUGUUUCUCCGGAGUACAUUAAAGUUCCUGAUUAUAAAGUUUCAUCCUGUUCACCGAAGGAGGGAUCCUACUACAAGCGUGUGCCCAAGUCCAGUUCAAUAAAGGUUAUUGAUUUUGGCAGCACAACAUAUGACCAGCAGGACCAGACCUAUGUCGUUUCUACUAGGCAUUAUCGUGCUCCGGAAGUUAUCCUGGGACUUGGAUGGAGUUACCCAUGUGAUAUCUGGAGCGUUGGGUGUAUACUAGUUGAACUCUGCACGGGAGAGGCGCUGUUUCAAACCCAUGAAAAUUUGGAGCAUCUUGCUAUGAUGGAGAGGGUGCUUGGGCCGUUGCCAUAUCACAUGCUCAAGAAGGCCGAUCGACAUGGUGAGAAAUAUGUGAGGAAGGGCCGUUUAAACUGGCCUGAAGGAUGUGCUUCACGGGAAAGCAUGAAAGCUGUCAUGAAGCUGCCUCGGCUUCAGAAUCUGGUGAUGCAAAACGUAGAACAUUCUGCUGGGGACUUCAUCAAUCUUUUGCAAGGGCUGCUGAGUUAUGAUCCAGCAAGCCGCCUAACGGCCCAAGAGGCCCUUGAGCAUCCAUUCUUGACGGAGCUGAGUGAGCGAAGAAGAUGA
This is a messenger RNA of Triticum turgidum subsp. durum (durum wheat), 1293 nucleotides long. The record is from the annotation of a GenBank genome assembly. NCBI's taxonomy places the organism in Eukaryota, Viridiplantae, Streptophyta, Magnoliopsida, Poales, Poaceae.